AUGGCUUAUACGUCGCUUCAAAUACUUAAGAGUAUCCAAUACUUUAAAGCCACAAACGAAGUAUCAAAGAUCUUCCCGAGAGUAUUGAAGAUCUCUUCUUGUACCAAUGGCCUGCGAACCUAA
Molecule: messenger RNA, 123 nt
Organism: Sclerotinia sclerotiorum 1980 UF-70
Lineage: Eukaryota; Fungi; Ascomycota; Leotiomycetes; Helotiales; Sclerotiniaceae
Exons: 1
Coding region: 1-123 (40 amino acids)
Source: RefSeq, a predicted model, not a curated record